UGUAGCGGUGAGACCAAUCUAUUCUCCUUUCACUUCUGAUAUGGUACAAUUUGCUAUAAGUCUGCUAAAGACAAGAAUGCCAAAUGUUGAAAAAUACACCAAUAAAACAGAUAGCACAGAAACUACUGGUAGCAAGGAGCUUAACAAGGUCCAACCACAAGUAUAUAUGCAUGAUCAUAUCCAAAAUCCUCAAAGCUUUUGUGGUGCUCCUUAGUUCUGUUUCUUCUAGUAAUCCAACCCAAACCCUCUGCUCACUUCAACCAUGAAUGACUCGGUAGACAAGCUAGUGAUCUUCCUAGCAAAGAGAGAUGGCAUAGACAAGCUUGUCAAGACGUUCCAAUAUGUCUCCAAGCUUGUGCACUGGCAUGCCGAGUCCACUAACCCGAAGAUGGCAGAGAGAUUCAAGCAGUGGGAGGUUUCGUCUGGCCUUAGCCGAAAGGCUUUUCGGACUGGCAGGUUCCUCACCGGAUUCAAUGCAAUGAGACGAAGCCCUGGAUCAACGCCAACUCUUCGGUUCUUGGCUGUUCUUGCUAAUGCUGGUGAGAUGAUAUACUUCUUUUUCGACCAUUUUCUUUGGUUGUCAAAAAUUGGGACUUUGGACCCAAGUUUGGCUAGAAAGAUGAGCUUCAUUUCCGCAUUUGGUGAGUCCUUUGGGUACAUUUUCUUCAUUAUAUCUGAUUUUAUCGCGCUAAAAGAAGGGCUUGAGGAAGAGAGGAAGGUUAUGAGUUUGGAGGACAAGUCCAUUGAGAAGAAGAAUGAGAGCAUAAGAAAGAUUAGAAGUGAUAGAGUGAUGAGGUUAAUGGCUGUAGCAGCUAAUGUUGCAGACUUGCUUAUUGCAAUUGCUGAUAUCGAGCCUAAUCCAUUCUGCAACCACACUGUGACUCUUGGGAUCAGUGGAUUGGUCUCUGCUUGGUCCGGUUGGUACAGAAAUUGGCCCUCAUAAGAUUUCUACCAUAGCCAUGUAAAACCUCGCUAGCUGAGCUUUGAAAAUGAAACCUGCACUUGCUGUAACUGAGAAAUUGCUUUGUGUGUGUGUCUCAAAGUUGAGGUAUGGAUGCAUCUUAUCCAGAUGAGUCUUGCUACUGUAAAUUAAUGUCUAUGAGGACUAUAUGCAAUUUGGACUUCUCUACUGUCAAAGUUUUUGUUUA
Rosa chinensis is the source of this 1148-nucleotide messenger RNA. RefSeq names its product peroxisomal membrane protein 11B. The record is from RefSeq and is a predicted model, not a curated record. Gene Ontology annotation, cellular component: peroxisomal membrane. NCBI's taxonomy places the organism in Eukaryota, Viridiplantae, Streptophyta, Magnoliopsida, Rosales, Rosaceae. The coding region runs from base 263 to 943 and encodes 226 amino acids. Gene Ontology annotation, biological process: regulation of peroxisome size; peroxisome fission. The transcript has a single exon.